AUGGUUAAGCGGGUUAUUAGAAAACGGCCCAAGGCCGUCAAGCGUGAAUUAAUCCAGGACGCAAUGGUGCCUUCGCCCAAGCGCCUGAAACCGAGCAGCGAGUCGUGCAAGGCUCCGGUUGCCCUCCCGACUCCAGACGACGAGGUGGCAACAGAGGGGUUCGGCAAUAGCGCCGAUGACUCCAAGUUCAUUGCUGAGCUCGAAAUGGACGAUAAAGAAAUUGUCCAGGAUCCUCUGCCUAUGCCCGAAGAUCCUCUCGACAAGGUGGCCAGAGUACUUGCUGCUGGGUGGCCCAACGGCAACGAUGACGAGGCUUCAUUUGGCAACGACAUCGACAUUGAGGAUGAUCUUGGUACACUUACGGACGACGACGAGGUUCUUAUUGACUCGCCGUCGCACGCUGCCGCUAAACGCUGGCCUCUUGACGAGAGUCCCGAGGCGCUGACUUUUUCAGUUCUCAAUGCCUCGUCGUCGUCGUCGUCGUCCUGCCAAAACACACCCGCGUUCCGGUCGGACAACGGAAGCUCUGAGUUUGCGCCCUCAGCUUCUGACGAGCAGGCGCCCGGUCUGGAAAUCGACGAUUUCAUUGACUACGAUUCUUGUUCCAGCGACGAUAACGAAUCAGGCGUUGCCUCGCCGUCCAGCGAAGACUCGACCUCGACCCGCCGUGCUCCAGUGUUUAACACAUCGCUUCCUUUAUACUUCUAUCGCGAGCGGCCCGAAGAAGAGAUUCCGUGGCUUUCGGAAGUCGACUUCAAAGCCACAGACGUUUUAGCGGCGUGGUCCUCGGUUGCCCCUGGCAUUGACCCGUGCGCUAAAGCUUCCUACAUCCGCAAUGUGGUUUUCGCUGCUGCGAGUCUCAAUCCAACCAGCAUGGCCAGCGGCCGUGCUCGCCAGACUAUGGCUCCUCCGAUUUCGCUUACCGUCGACUUUUGA
Messenger RNA from Wickerhamiella sorbophila, 936 nucleotides. RefSeq lists its product as hypothetical. The transcript has a single exon. The coding region runs from base 1 to 936 and encodes 311 amino acids. The record is from RefSeq and is a predicted model, not a curated record. Lineage: Eukaryota; Fungi; Ascomycota; Dipodascomycetes; Dipodascales; Trichomonascaceae.